AUGUCUCCCAUUAAGUCUUCUUAUGUGCUCGGCAGCGACCCUGAUCUCGAAAAGGCCGUCAGAGAGGGCACAGUCGUCAUUGGUCGUGUCAACGUCUUUCGCAACUACACCACCAAUCUCUCGUUUGUGCGCAGUAGUCGCCUUCCGUGCGAUGUGGUGCUGAACUCUGCCGAGCUGCGUGGGCCUGCGCUGCACUCUGAUGUGGUGGCAGUAGAGCUCCUGCCGCUUACACAGUGGCAACUCGUACCGAAUGCAGUCAGCACAGCGUCAGACCUUGGCGACAACGCCUCCGAUGCUAAGACCGAUAGCGGAUUGCGGGCGAUGCCGUCCACAUUGCCGGAUGGUCGCCACAUUGCACAGCUUAUCGCUCCCGAGACCACAGCAGCGAUACUCCAGAACGCCUCUGCUGAGGUUUCCCUCGCUGUGCAGAUGGGCGCCCCUUCUUCGUACGAGUGGCCAUCAGAGAAACGGCCGCUGGGUCGCGUCAUUCGAAUUCUGGAACGCCAUCUGCCGCGCCUUCACGUGGCGCGCAUUGCAGACAACCAGGUGCAGCCUGGUCAGGGACUGCGGGAGAGCUAUUACUACCGCUUCCGCCCCUUCAAUCAGCUCUAUCCCCAACUGGCGGUGCAGGGGUGUGACAUCAUGGCCCCCUAUCAUGCAAAUAUCGGCAUGUCCCUCUUUUCCUUAGCGCUGCAGCAAGGCGAGAAGGGUGACGUGCACACGGCUCCGCGAAUGGGAAACGUCCUCUUGUGCAAAGUGCACAGUUUCCUUGGUGAUGCCUCGACCAUGGCGGUGGCACACCACGCCAUCUGCACAAGCUGCAAUGUGCCGAACGAACCCUUUUCAGAGGAGGCCGAGGCAUGCGUGGCCAAGGAUUUCACGAUCCCUUCGGCAGCGGAGCUGGCCGAUAUGGGUCGCCGCGACCUGCGCGAGUCGGAGUUCGUCUUAACGAUUGACCCCGCCACAGCGCGUGAUUUGGACGACGCCCUCAGCAUAAAACCACGAAAAGAUGGUGGCUAUCACGUGGGCGUGCACAUCGCUGAUGUAUCGUAUUUUGUGCUGCCCAGGACGGCUCUCGACGAGGAGGCGCAGCGGCGCAGCAACUCAACCUACCUGGUGGACCGCGUAAUUCCGAUGCUCCCGUCGAGGCUGAGCGAGCAGUACUGUAGCUUGAACCCUGGCGAGGAUAAGUUUGCCUUCUCCGGACUUUUCGAGUUCGACCGCGACGGGCAUCUCAUCUCCGAGGCGGAGACGGGGGAGAAAUGCGAGUGGUUUGGGCAGAGUGUCAUCCGCAGUCGGUGCCGACUAGCGUACGAGCAGGCGCAGAAGAUUCUCGACAACGACCCGGUGGAGCUCGAUGUGGCGCAAGCUGCGUUUGACCUCGGCAUCAGCGAGGAGGCUGCUCGCAACAAGGUGAAGCAGAGCAUCAAGAACCUCUUCAAGCUCGCAAGCAAGCUUCGCGAGCAGUCACUGCGGGACGGACGGGUGGUUAUCGGCAAUAUCCGCCUUGGGUUUCAUUUUGAAAAAAACGAAGUGAACUCGCCCCCAGUCUCCUUCUCCGUGCAUCAGCAGAUUCAGGCGAACUGGCUGGUGGAGGAGUUUAUGUUAUUGGCGAAUCAACGUGUGGCACAGAAGAUUGUGCAGUUCAUUCCGAACGGGGCGCUGCUUCGCAGACACAAACCACCAAACCCACGGAAGAUGGACCUACUCCGCGAGGCCCUGUCGAGCCGUGGUCUGCCUACCUGUGGCAGCUCUGGCCAGGAGCUGCAGCGGAUGUUGGACAUCAUGAUGAAGGAUCACCAGGGAGACUUUUAUACGGUGUGCGAGUUGGUCAAGUACUCCCUUAUGGCCGCCGAAUACAUCGCCAACGAUCCGACUGAGAAGGACAUCCGUUCCCACUUUGCCGUCGCGGCGCCGUGGUACACCCACUUCACGUCACCGAUCCGCCGCUACUGCGAUUUGAUGGUGCACCGCCAGCUGCUCGUUGCCCUCGAGCUGGAGCAGCGCAUCGAAGAAGCGCAAUUGGCGAUGCCGAGAGCGCCGCAUCUGGCGGUGGAGAGGAGGCCCGAGGAUGACAUCUUUGACCCCACUCGCGUUGUGGACGUAAGCACGCUCAAGACGCGGGAGCUCUUCUACCCUCACUCGGAGCUGCAGAACAUCGUCGCCCACGCCAACGAGUGCCGCUUGAACUCUCGCUCCGCCGGUGACAUGUCGUUAGAGUACUCUCUGUGCCUAUACCUGCUCGCACUGCAGAAGAGGGCCAAGGAGGAGCCGACUCUGCCACAGCACCUCUACACGACCGCCAAUAUUGUGAAGAUGACGGAGGGCAGCUUCCUACUCUACAGUGCUGAGAUCGCCUCAGAGGUGGAGGUGGGCUUCAACGAUACUCAUCAGCGGUUCAGGUAUCAAAGGCUGCUUGGGACUGGCGACGCGGACGCCAAACCAGCUGCAGAGAGCACAAUAGACGCCAAGACAAAGGCUCAUGCACGCAAGAAGGGGGGUAAGAGCGACAUGCCACACCGCGGCGCCGAAGAGGGUAAAAAAUCGCUGCCUCACGUUUCAGGCGCACCGACCAAAGUGGUAGCGCAGGUCUCUUGGGCGCCACACCCUGUGACAGGCGAGGAUGUGAUAGAGGUGUUUGACCUCUUCACCGAAUUUGUCGUGCUACUGGAGGUAACGACAAAGCAGGGGCGUCUUUCCUUGGAUAUGCAGCUGUUGCCGCCGUGGGAGCGGGAGGCGGCCCGUUGCGUCUGCCCCAAAGUCCCCACCUCUCUUGUCGAGACUCUUUAG
Molecule: messenger RNA, 2790 nt
Organism: Leishmania braziliensis MHOM/BR/75/M2904
Lineage: Eukaryota; Euglenozoa; Kinetoplastea; Trypanosomatida; Trypanosomatidae
Product: putative ribonuclease II-like protein
Exons: 1
Coding region: 1-2790 (929 amino acids)
Biological process (GO): mRNA catabolic process
Cellular component (GO): P-body; exosome (RNase complex)
Molecular function (GO): 3'-5'-RNA exonuclease activity; RNA binding
Source: RefSeq, a predicted model, not a curated record